GCAUUGAAACAGGGUGUGGUCCUGAAACCAGCAAGGUCUGUAGUAGUGCCCUAGGGUUUAAAUUGAGCUGAAUGAUCCCAGCCCUGUAGUCAUCCUCUCAUUUUCCACAUCUCUCUCUUUGACUUUUUCUCUCAACCUUUCAACAUUUGUUGAGACUUUCAGAUUUCUUGUUUUGGAUUUUAAGUGAAUCAUUUUACACGUUUGAGGAGAGCCAGUGGCUAACACCCACAGGAAAGCUGUGCAUGUAUCUGGGUUUCACCUGAGGCUUUCUGGUGUUGCUGAUCUGCUGGAUUCUCUGGUUUGAGUGCUGCCUGCCUCGGCUGUGCAGGAGUGAGACCUGAAGACUGACUGUGUGUAGCAGGUGUUUGAUAGGAAUAAACAAAAAGCAGUCAUGCUGCGAGACGCCAUGUCCAACCUCUUGAAAUUUCAUGAAUAUGUAAAAGCAAGAACUGACUCCCGGGUCAGAGACUACCCUCUGAUGCAGGACCCCUUACACAUGACCUUCAUCCUGUUGACAUACGUCUUUUUCUCGCUGUAUGUGGGACCUCGCCUCAUGGCAAACCGCAAGCCCUAUCGUCUCAACACAGCCAUGCUCAUCUAUAACUUCAGCAUGGUUGCAUUCAAUGCAUACAUAGUCUAUGAGUUCUUGAUGUCAGGAUGGGGCACCAACUAUACGUGGAGAUGUGACCUCAUUGACACCUCAACUAGCCCACAAGCUUUUCAGAUGAUUCGAGUAUCUUGGUUGUUUUUCUUUUCAAAAUACAUCGAACUCAUCGACACCGUGUUUUUUGUGUUAAGGAAGAAACAAAGCCAGAUCACAUUUCUUCACGUCUUCCAUCACUCCUUCAUGCCCUGGACGUGGUGGUGGGGCAUCACACUUACUCCUGCUGGAGGAAUGGGUUGCUUCCAUGCCAUGGUGAACGCAGUGGUCCACGUCAUUAUGUACUUCUACUACGGACUCUCUGCUGCAGGGCCUCGCUUCCAGAAAUACCUGUGGUGGAAGAAGUACAUGACCGCCAUUCAGCUUACACAGUUUGUUCUGGUCUCGGUCCACAUCAGCCAGUACUACUUCAUGGAGAAGUGUGAUUACCAGGUCCCUCUUUGGAUUCACCUCAUUUGGAUGUACGGUGUCUUCUUCUUCCUCCUCUUCUCCAACUUUUGGAUUCAGUCCUACAUUAAGGGCAAGCGGCUCCCUGUCAACCUGGACAAACCAAAACAGAAUGGCUCGACGAAUGAACCGCUCACUGUGGUGGCAAACGGGAAACACCUGGAGAUCGGGAAUGGGAAUGCACACAAUAACACAAACGGAAAAAUCGUUAUUGGCAAAGUAAAGGAAAUUUAACAUAGUGACUGGAAACAGCAAGAAGGAGGUUCUAUAGUGCUAUCUUUAAAUACAUCAUUCAUCACAGAAGCAUACUGGACUUGGUCCAGAUUUAUGUUUGCUUCUUGUCAUAAUUUCUGUGUUAGCCUUGUUUUUCUUGUGCACACUUGUUCGGAUAUGAAUGGCAUGUUGUGUUUUGUUGGUGAUCUCUACCUGACACAUUGUGUUGUCAGUCAUUGUGAAACAUGUUAACUGUGAUGAACACUGUAUGAAGAUUGGUGCUCAUUUUCUCACUAAUAGUAUUCAUCAUCUCAGGCUCUACCCACACAAGCCUUAAUAUCACAGUUUCCACUGAAGGCUAGCAUACAUAAAUAACUGCGAUCAAGGUUAGAACUUUAAAAAAAAAAAAAUUAUUGUAAAUGUCAAAUAUUUAGUUUUUUUCUGUUUUUAUUUAUCUUUUCAAAUAAAACAAAUUUUAGAUAAAGGUCUGUGUCAUUUGAAAAGCAGUUAUGGUGUGCACUUUCUAAGUAACAUACCACACCUAUUUUGUUUUUUAAAUUGUAAGUACUGUGGGAAAGGAAUGUUAUACUGUAUAUUACAGUAUUGAUGCAUUUGCAUUUUUGCAUAAUGAGGUAGUGACAUACACUGCUGUUUUUGUUCAAGCCUAUGAACCACUGAGUUUUGCAUCACUGUACAGUCAGCACACUGGGCAGGAAGUUACUGAAAACAACCAACUAUUAAACUCUGCUGUCGAUGGCUGUUUCUUAAUAUCACUGCAGAAUGUAAAUAUUAUUAAAACUACCAGUGUUUUUACUGUUGUUGUUGAUUACACAUUUACACUGAUAACAGUAGAAGGACAAACUAGUUCUAAAUGUCUGAUAUUUACCUCAAAAAUAUAUUUUAAUAGAUGUUUACCUGCAACAAGAAGCUGUUAUAAUACUAACCAUAACAAUGUUUCAAAGAUUAACCUGUUUCUUACCUUAAAAAUAAAACAGUCUAUAUUAUUUUGUAAA
This is a messenger RNA of Labrus mixtus (cuckoo wrasse), 2334 nucleotides long. RefSeq names its product ELOVL fatty acid elongase 1a (gene elovl1a). Gene Ontology annotation, biological process: sphingolipid biosynthetic process; fatty acid elongation, saturated fatty acid; fatty acid elongation, polyunsaturated fatty acid. Gene Ontology annotation, molecular function: fatty acid elongase activity. Gene Ontology annotation, cellular component: endoplasmic reticulum membrane; endoplasmic reticulum. The transcript has 8 exons. Bases 392 to 1342 code for a protein of 316 amino acids. The record is from RefSeq and is a predicted model, not a curated record. Lineage: Eukaryota; Metazoa; Chordata; Actinopteri; Labriformes; Labridae.